AUAGUAGAUUCGUCGUUGGUGUCGUCCAGUUUGGUUCUUUUUUCAUUGGCUGGUGCUUUUUUUGCGUUGUCGGUGUCGUCCAGAUGGUGCUUCUUUCGCUGGUUGGUGUCUUGCGUCAUUGGUGGCGUCCU
Dentiscutata erythropus is the source of this 131-nucleotide messenger RNA. Lineage: Eukaryota; Fungi; Glomeromycota; Glomeromycetes; Diversisporales; Gigasporaceae. The record is from the annotation of a GenBank genome assembly.